Molecule: messenger RNA, 1296 nt
Organism: Syngnathus acus (greater pipefish)
Lineage: Eukaryota; Metazoa; Chordata; Actinopteri; Syngnathiformes; Syngnathidae
Product: CD209 antigen-like protein C
Exons: 7
Coding region: 71-880 (269 amino acids)
Source: RefSeq, a predicted model, not a curated record
AAUGCAUUCCUUCCUCAUAUAAGUCCGAAAGCGGAAGUCAAAAUCUUGGGUCUUUCUUCUCAGUGCUAAAAUGCCAGAGGCUGACGUUCUCUACUCUGACUUGGUUUUCGACAAUUCUCAGAGAAAUGGUGGCAGGGAUGGAGCCUCCUCAGCACCUGAAUCACAAUAUGCCUCGGUCAAGGUGGCAAAGACGCAGUCAAAAUCACAGCGAGACACAGGUGCCAAGCCGGCAAGGUCCAAGUUAACUUUGGAACGAGCUGCCUUAGCAACAUUGUCUGUUCUGCUGGUUCUGGCGCUUGUCGCUCUUUGUUACCUCUCUUACCAGAAUGUUCAGACCAGAAAAAAACUCCAAAAUCUGAAGGGUGAGCACGAGGCGUUGAAAGCCAGUUGGUCAGAAAACCCAAAUGGCGUCUGCUGGAAAUGUAGCUAUGGUUGGGAGCUUUACGGAAAAAGCUGCUACAAGUUCUCAAUCACAAAUUCAACCUGGGAAGUGAGCAAAAAGUUUUGCCGGUAUCAAAACAGUGACCUGGUGAAGAUUGACAGCCUCGACGAGCAGAGAUUCUUGGAGAGUAAACUAAGGGACAAAAUGGCCUUCCAGGAGGACAAGUUCUGGAUUGGCCUGACGGACUCCAGUUUGGAAGGUCAAUGGUUGUGGGUGGAUGGCUCGCCUCUGAAUGUGAGCUUGACUUUCUGGGGACGAGGAGAGCCUGACAACUGGUCGGGGGAAGACGGCAAAGUAGGCGAGGACUGCGUCCGCAUGGGCGAGAAGGACGGGGCUCACGACCUCCGGUGCUGGUUCGACAAAGCCUGCAACGCCAAGCACAAGUGCAUCUGUGAAACUGCAGCGCAGAGGGGACAGCAGAGCUGCACUUAUUUCUGACUACAUUUGUCUCCUUAUUAAUUCAGAAUUUUUGUUGGUGACCUUGACGCAUGCGGCCUAACCCCAAAAAGUUGUUUCUGUUCAUUUUUGUCGCCAGCAGGGGGCAGUGCUGCACAAAAUAUCAGCCUUCUUGGAUUGCUGGAAACAGAUGAAUUUAAUUCUUAUUCCACCAACCCAAUAUUAAUCCGAGUAAUAUCUUCAGACUAGUGGGGACGCAUAGAAUGUAUUCAAAAAGAAAAAAUUGGGCUUGACACCCACUUUAAUGUAAAAAGUCCACUGAAAGACAUUCAAUGUAUAUAGAGCGAAAAGUCAAGACAUACUCAGGCGAAGCUAACUUAUUUAUGAAAUAUUCUUUUUCCAAUUAUCAGAUUUAAUCAUUCACAUUUAACUUGUAAUUAAAGAUAAUCUUACCUGUA